UGAUUUGUUCCUUUCACAAUCCUGGCUGUGGGCUGUAAUUUCUACAUCUGCUCACUGCAACACGGAAAGUUUGGAAUAUGAGACCCAGAUUUAACUUCCCUACCAGCUGCUAGCCUAAAACCACCCGAGCAGUGUGUGCCUGGAUGCAGAGGUGCCUGCCUGGGAGAAAUGUGUGCUGUCACUGUUCCUUACUAUUUGCAGCCAUUUUAGUCCUGGAAAAUCGAGACCUUCGAGAUGCAAUCAAGCCACAGGGGGUACGGUUUUACUCACUGAACUUCAACAAUACGCUGCGCUGGCUGCCUGGAAGGGCUGGAGAGGGAGAAACCACACUCUACUUUGUGCAGUAUAAAGUGUAUGGGCAGAGCAAGUGGCAAAACAAAGAAGAGUGCUGGGGGAUUCAGAGCCAUUUCUGUGACCUGACAGAGGAGACUUCUGACGCCUAUGAGGCCUACUACGGCAGGGUGCAAGCUGCUUCAACCGAUAUCCGCUCCGACUGGAGCCUCAGCUGCAGAUUCACUCCCUGGCGAGAAACUAUGAUAGGACCUCCAACAAUAAAGGUGGUUCACAGCAACAAAUUUGUAGUACUAAAGCUCCGGGCUCCACGUUCGGCUUAUAAAAGGAAGAGAGGCAGCAUGAUACCAAUGACAAAUUAUUAUGAUCUUCUGUACCAAGUCUUCAUAAUUAACAACUUGCUAGACGAGGUGCCAAGGCGCAAAGCACAUAAGGACACCUGUGACAUUGGCCACAGCAAGCUUAAGUUUGUGUCCUUUCUAAGAGAGGAAACCAGGAAAUCUUCAGACUUUGAGCCUGUGCUUCUGGGUGCCUCCUGGCUAUAGCAUAACUGUAACAGAUUGUCCUUCUUCUCCUUCAUCAAGUGAUGCAUAACAUUAGUCUUUCUUGAGAGACAGUCAAUAGUUCAGGCUAAGGAGCUUGUUUCUAGGUGAUUUCCCCACACUGAUGCAGAGCUUUCCCCAUACUGUACAAGGCAGAACAACUUACAGAGGUACAAGAGGGGUGCGGGCAGAAGGAAUCUUCAGUUGAAGUCCAUAGCAUGCAGCUUAAACAUGCACUGCAGCAGCAGUUCUUUCUCUUCCCAGUUAUUGCAAUAAUGGUGGAGGCUGCCUCCUGUUACAGGCCCAGCUGUAAACUGACAUCUGGGGUCUAAAAUAUGGCUGGACUACAUAUGUGGAUGCUUUUUAAAUUAAACUUUGCUGCAUUAAAUAAUUAAUGCAUCACAAUCAUUUAAUGUUACACAAAUCCCAAGGAUUCCUUGUAUGCCCUAUAGCACAAUUUAAGACAAUAUGUAUCUGCAUUUACAGAGCAAAGAGUCUUAUAUUGUAAUAAAAAAAAUGUGAAAAGCACUUGUGAAAAUAUCUUUAAGAUUGUUGCUACGGUUUUCUAUUUUAAAACUUGAAGUUAAAAUACGAUUUAUGAAUUAGAAGUUUCAACACUUUGUUUCUUCUAUAACAAAGAUUGUAGAAGAAAGUGAAAUAGAAGUCCUUUAAAAUAUGUGUGCUCAGUGCUAUGCCUUCAUAGUGUCCUCAGUAUAACAUUUCUGGUAGUGAAACCAUCAUACAAUUAGACAGGAAAUCAUGUAAACUGAAACAGAAAAGAUCCUUGCUUUCAGUUAAUGACAGACAUUUAAGGGGAAGAGACCUCUAUUUUAAACCAAUACAUGAUGAACAAGCUCUGUCCAUCACCUGUCAUUUCCAACGAUUCAACUCUUCCUUGUCUUCGUCUCACAAGAGAGAAGUUUUCCUGGGCAAGGACUGAGUAGAUACACACUAAGCCACCGAUGGAGAGGGAAAGUGGCUUUUGUCAGUUCUACUAGGUCUGUAACUAAUAAUAAUCUUUAUACUUAACAUCAUUCUAUUAUUGGGAAUUAUAUGAGGCAGUGAGAGAGGGCCAGGCAUAAGAAACCAAAGUUUUACCCUUGGGUAAAUGGAGUUCCCUGCUACAUUGUUGCUCUCCACUUUUCCCUUAAUUUACAGAUACUGGGGUGAAUUAGUUAAUUCUAAAUGAGAGACCUUGAGUUCAUUUACACCCCGUUCGAACUAUUUUCCAUUUUUUUGUCGUCAGCACCUCACCUACAAGCAGCACUGCUGAAAGCAGCAGCAGGAUGCCAGCAGCACGAAUCUGGGAGGAGGCCUUGCUUAAGUAAGUGAAUGCUGGUCACUUGUGCCCUUACGAAAAUGAAAAAAGACAUCACAUAUUAAAUAUUUCCACCAUCUGAUUCUAACACGUGAUGUAUUUGACGACCUCUCUUGCAAGUAUCUAACCAUGUCCACACACACAGUCCAUAAAAUCAGGUUUCCUGCUCAGUACUUCCCUAUUUACUCCUCUCCCACUUCAUCCAGUGAUUUUACUGUGCCCCUAUUGCACAGUUUCUUAAUUCAGGUACAUUUAUUUGGGAAAUGAGACUACUUAAACUUCAAUACAAUACCUAGCCCCAUGACAAAUUCCAGAUCUCAGCAACUGCUGAUAAGCUGCAAGAACUGCAUGCAAUCUGCAUGAUGCUGCCCUGCUCUACCCCUUGCACUGGGCAGAACCUCCAUAAAACUGCUCAGGCAAAGAGUUAGGAAACAGCACGUUGUGUAUUGCAGCACUGGUGACUUCAUCCACUUGUGACUUAUCACAACCUAAAGAUAUUUGCAGUAAUUCAAGUUCUUUCUCAAAUUCACUUCUUGCCUUAGUGCAGCUCAUUUUACCCUUGUUAAACUAAGAUAAACUUUUAUUAUGGUCACAUCUACUAAUCCUGGUCAGGGAACAGUCUCUAGAUACUGUAUCCAUGUCAGAUUCAGAGCAUAAAAAUGUUUAGGACUCUAAAUCUUCAGCAGAAUUUAUGAAGAAGAAGGUGCCUGAAGAGUUUAGACCUGGCUAGGAAUGUAGUAGGUGCUGUGCUAUAGAAUCAUAGAAUCCUCAGAGUUGGAAGGGACCUUUAAAAGUCAUCUAGUCCAACUCCCAACUCCUACAGACUCACAGAAGUUGGAAACCAAAUUAUUUUUCUUUUUAACUUGAUAAAAUUAUACAGAACUGUACACUGGGAAAAAGAAUUAGAAAUCUGAAGAAGUCUUGUGCUGUCAUAUUUGCUAAGAAGAUUUCACUUCCUUAGCAACAACAGAGCCUUACAGAAAGUGGUGCAAGAGUUGCAGGAAUUUCUUCCAUUCUGAAAGCAACUUGAUUUAUUAUUAACAACCCCAUGAUGUUCUGCAAAAGUCAAUUUUCUCUUUCUAUUUGGAAUGUGAAUUUAUUUUUGGCAUGGCUCUGCAAUGUAAUUUUACAAGGGAAGGUUCUGGUAAAAUGGUUAGUGCCAUAUUUUUCUCCACAGGCAGCAAUAGUGCCCUGUUCCCACAAGAAGUUCCAUUGGGUUUGCAGAACAGAGGGUUCAUGCAGGGACAAGUACUUCACUGUAGCAGGUACAAGCUGCAUGAUCUGCACCAACAGCACGUAGAUAGUGCUGGUAAUGCUGUUGCUUUUAAAAACAAAAUUUUUGAUGCCUUAGCCCAUAUGCUGCACUGCUGUUAAUAUCUCCGUGAAGGCAGAAAGGAGGAAUAACUUUCUCCUAGGCUCUGAAUUACAGCCGGGCUUUCCAGAAGGCAAGGGAGUUUGGAAAUAAUUGGAAAAGUGAAUUCUGGCCUUCUUCCCCCUUCCUUCUCAUGGGUACAAGGUCAUCUCUGGUGUGGGUCCACCUCUCAGAGCUGAUAUGUUGGGUGUUCAGCACAUGUGCACACAAGGCAGGAUGCCUUCAAGUUGUUUGCUUGAUCCCCACAAUGGGGCUGUCCAUGUAGUGCACAUGCUGGAACUCUCCUGGCCUCUUCUCUGCUGUGAACUGUGGAGGGCCUUCUGCAAUGAAGCCUGAAUAGGGCGGAGGAGAGUAGUGUCCACGCAAUUCCCCUACAAGCUUGCAGGGCCUAGCUGUACACACAACCUCCCCCCAGUUUUUUUUCCACCAGACACUUCCCAGCAAAGAGAUAAAGCCUGGGUUGAAACCAGAUGAUCAUCAUGGCCCUCUUCAACCCAGUCAUUCUAUGGUUGCUAGAGCCACAGCAUUUCCAUUAAGUGGAAAGAUGAAGCAGAAGAACAAAAUCAGGACUUGCACAAUUUGUUCUCUAAGAUCUCGCCUGCUGCAUCACUGGGGAUGUCCACAGUCACGCACAUAGUCUGUCGCAAUGGCCUCAUCUGGCCACGUCCUCCUGUCACAGCUGGGGAUCCUGCCAUGGAGAAAUAAAUAUUACAUCUUUCAGAGUAUGCCAUUAUUGAUCUUUCUGUGAAGUGGAUCCCAUCCCACAAGGCCAACCCUUUCUACCUCACCAUGCUGAACAUUACCUUAUCUGUGGAAUAGAGUAGCAGCUAAUCUCCCACUGUGAAUGAUACCAACUUCCUUUUCCACUGGCACACACAGCUGCAAUAUUUGACUACUAGGCAUUCAAUAGCAGACUUCUGGAAAAGCUGAUGGAGCAACAGCAAUGGAGCAGAUGCUUCAGCCUUAUAAAUUAGGAGAAUAUUAUGCAUAGCCAGCUGUACCAUAUACAUGCCCAGUUUUAUACGAUGCCAUGAUCCUUGGCGUUCAUCAUAUGGUCUAGCACUGGGCCAACCCUGUUCACACUUCCCAUAUAUUUGCUCUAAUCAGAUUUAAAUUUGGGGGUUAUUUGCUUGCAUGACUUGAUCUUAUGUAAGAACCUUCCUCAUGGCCUAAGGGCAGGGUAUGAUUGUGAAAUUAUGUUGGUUUUUGCAUCAGAUCGAUCAGGUGUUAUCAAGUAUUCCACUCGCAGUGAACUUCUCCUAACUAGACGACUUUCUGUGGAUUUCCUAUGGAUUUUGAUGUUUGCUACAAUGAUUGAAGGUAUUAAUCUGUAGUAAAAAAAGAAGCAAAACAACUCCCGAGAGUUAGUUUGCCACAAAGGACAUAAAACAUAUAGUAAGAGUACAUGUGCAGAGAAACAGGGAAAGAAAUAGCACUGGUGUUCAUCACCGUAAAAAUGUACAAUAUCCUUAGCUGCUUGUUUUCAGGUUCUUUCAUAAAAUGCUUUCAAGAAGAAAAAAGCUUGAUAAUUGAAUUUCCCAAAUGAUGAAAUAUCUUGCUGUUGUACUGCUGUUCUUACAAGUUGAUUUUGCUGAUGGCCUGUCUCAAACAGUCCUUGCUGCCAGGAUUUUGUCUUGAGAUGGGGAAAAAAAAAACAAAAAGGAAGGUUGAGCCUUGAUGCGUAGAAGAAAAUUUCAAAAAGAUUCCUUGAGAAGGAAUUUACCUGACGUAAAUACUGAAGAUUCAAAACCACUCUUAUUUCUUAAAUUAUUAUGUUCCUUUCUAAGGUAUAGAUUGUAAGGACACCUUACACUGAUUCACAUAAACACAUACCCUCAGCGCUGACAAAAUGCAGCCCAACAGGAUGACAUGGUGGGGACUCCAGUGGCAUCCUUAUGCUUAAACAGAAGAAGGGAUAAGUGAACAUCCACUGUGCUAACUGUUGUACUUACAAGAGUGAUUGUAAAACUAUCAUUACAUUAAUGUCUUUAUGUCCUUCAAGCAAUGUCAUUCUGUCAUGAUAGGGGCACUGUUUAUUAAUUCUGGGUUUUUUUGUUUAUUUAUUUUUGUAAUAAAUCAUAUUGAUUUCAAGAAACA
Molecule: messenger RNA, 5620 nt
Organism: Meleagris gallopavo (turkey)
Lineage: Eukaryota; Metazoa; Chordata; Aves; Galliformes; Phasianidae
Source: RefSeq, a predicted model, not a curated record